AUGGGUCCUUCUGCCCCUUUUACUUUAACAAUCCUUGAUUCCAUAGCAACUGAUUGGCUAACUCCUUAUGAUUGGUAUCAAACUGCAAAAUCAGUGCUAACCCCGGGGCAAUACGUAUUAUGGAGAACAGAAUAUGAGGACCUUGUUAACGGAGAGGUGCAACGGCGAUUAUUCACUACUUCAGGCCCUAAGCCUACAGUCUCCAUGUUAACUGGUCAGGAGGAUUUUGCAGACAUUAGAAAACAACUUAAAUUCUCAAAGGAGAUUUUAAAAACCAUCACUAAGCUUGCUGUUAUGGCCUGGAAAAAGUUACCAUCAGGGGAAGGAAAGACCACUGUUCUAUCAGGAAUUAAGCAACGGCCUGAGGAGCCAUAUGAGGAAUUCAUAGCUAGGAUGCAGAAUCCCCCAUUUGGGUCCCAGACAGACUCAUCAGGCCUUUCUUGGUCCCAAAAAAGAGCCAGGAAGAAAGUGAAAAUACAUCGGGAGAGAAAACUGGUGCAGAAGAUGAAGACAUUCUCUCUAUCACCACCGCAGGGUGAUUCUACAAAAAUCACUGCACCACCUACGUGGGAACAGAUCAAGAAGUUGUGCGAGGAAGCUCGACACACUGUUGAGAUCACCGGAAAUCAACCCAAUCCGGAAAACAUGUUUUUAGCCAUGCUUGCCCUUGUUUCUUUACAGGUGAAGUACGCUUUUUGUACAAUGUAUUGGGCGUAUUUUCCUGAUCCACCUUUGCUUCACCCCGUGGGUUGGACUCACCCAUCUAACAUAAAAGUACUAAUGAAUGAUACCUCUAUACUAGGGGGCAUUCCAGUGGGGUCAGAAAAGCCUAUGAUCUCCACGUAUCUAGAUUAUGAGGGAAGAUCUGAUGUCACCCCUAUAUGCUUGGCUUUAAAAGGCCGUGCUCCCUUUGCAUGCUUGCCUGUUCAAUACAGGACCCUUUAUGCUGAUGCACCUGAUAAGACUAACACUGCUUCUAGCAGUAAGAGGGUGAUGUGGGAAUUGAGUUUUCAAAUACUUGGGUAUUUUAAUUACAAUGAGACCUUUGACAAAGAUAACAAUGUUAGCAUGCCUUUUCCAAAUUGUUUAACAGCUUACCGGGAUAAAGAUCAAUUUUGGGACAGCAAAACAGAAAAAGAACUUCCAACAUGGUUGGAUUGUGGAUUUCCACAUUCUGCCUCUGUACAUUGGCCUAGGGGUACUACAGAUUUGGUAUUUGAUUUUUCCAUUGCCAACCCAACUUAUGACUAUAAGAAAUAUUUAAAAGAAAAUGAGAAAGUAAAAUUCACAAGCUAUAAAGCUCCGGUUGGCCCGGAACCGGUAAGGCGUUGGUUCACGCCUGGGUUUGUCACCCCAAUGUGGGUUGCUAAAUCUAGUCCUUAUGGAACCACCGUUACCCAUAAAAAUUUGUUUAGAUUUGCUGCAGCUGCAAAUAUGAUAUUGCUAAAAAAGCCCAAAGCUAACCUACCAGAAUCCAUUGCAUUAAGAGCUUGUUUGUCUUAUCCAUAUGCAGCUUUAAUUGGAAGUGAUAAAAGAAUUAAUAUUACACAAGUAGGGAAUUCCUUUUUAAUUCAAUGUUACUCUUGUCGGUUGACCAACUGUGUUGAUGCUUCCAUAGAUAAAGAAUUUUCAGUAGCAAUUAUUGUAAAAAGACCUGAAUAUGUAAUGCUUCCUGUAAAUUUGCAUAAUGAUCCUUGGUUUGAUAAUUCUGCUUUGCAAACACUUCGUGUUUUGUAUGAAUUAAUACGACCAAAAAGAUUUGUUGCAACAUUGAUCUUUGGAAUUGCUUCCCUUAUAGCAUUAGUAACCUCGCUUGCUGUAUCCACCACUGCACUAAUACAACAAGUGCACACGGUGCAUUUUGUUAAUGAGUUAAAUAAGAAUGUUUCUCUAGCAUUAACAGAGCAUCAAAUCAUUGAUCAAAAGUUAGACAGCAAACUAGAGGCUUUGGAGGAAGUAGUCUUAAAGUUAGGGACUGAAGUUAAUAAUCUUAAAAUCCAGCUGACCACUAGAUGUCAUCAGUCAUUUAAAUGUAUUUGUGUUACCCCAUUGCCUUAUAAUGACAGCUUAGAUUGGGAAGCUAUCAAAGUGCAUCUACAAGGAAUCUGGAAGGACAAUAGCUUAACUCAUGAUAUAGGACAGCUACAGGAAGACAUUUCAGCCCUUAGUCAAGCUCAUUUGGAAACCGCAGGGAUAAAUUCUUUGGCAGAAGACUUACAGAAAGGAUUAAAAAGUCUUAAUCCUUUAGAUUGGUGUUUGCAUAUUUCUGUGACUGCAGUACAAGGACCAUACGAUGACAGUGGGAUACCAGGCAGAUGA
Molecule: messenger RNA, 2319 nt
Organism: Dipodomys spectabilis (banner-tailed kangaroo rat)
Lineage: Eukaryota; Metazoa; Chordata; Mammalia; Rodentia; Heteromyidae
Product: endogenous retrovirus group K member 25 Env polyprotein-like
Exons: 3
Coding region: 1-2319 (772 amino acids)
Biological process (GO): viral process
Molecular function (GO): structural molecule activity
Source: RefSeq, a predicted model, not a curated record